AUCUCCUCUCGCUCCUCGGCUACGCGGUCGGCCUAGGCAAUAUUUGGAGGUUCCCAUACCUGUGCAUGAGGAACGGAGGCGGUGCUUUUCUGAUCCCUUACUGUUUAGCGAUGGUUGUCAUUGGAUUUCCCACCUUUUUCCUCGAAGUCGUCAUAGGCCAGUUUUCCGGCCUCAGCCCAUCUAUGGUCUGGAAUGUCAUCCCGCUAUUCAAAGGAAUCGGCUGGGGCAUGACCGUCGCCAUACUGGUCGUCUCUGUCCUAUACGGCCAUCUCGUCACCUGGAUCCUCUACUACCUCGCCAUGUCCUUCUCCGCCGAGCUUCCCUGGACGAGCUGCAACAAUACUUGGAAUACGGAAAACUGCAUUAUUCGGCAGCUUAAUGCAUCUUUCAAUGCAACAAUAAAAGCAGAUGUCUUGGUGAACGGGUCAGACUCCUUGAAUUUUACAGAUUCGCGUGUGUCUCCUGGAGAAGAAUUUUUACGGAACAACGUUCUUGAGCUGACAGACGAUGCCACCGAUCUCGGAGGCCUCAGAUGGCAACUUGUCGUAUGUCAUUUGGUGGGCUGGUCAACUGCAGGUCUUUGUGUCAUUAAGGGGAUCAAGUCGGUUGGGAAGGUUGUGUAUGUUACCUCCAUUGCUCCCUAUAUUUUACUGACCAUACUCCUUAUCAGAGGGUGCCUACUCCCGGGAGCUGUAGAUGGUAUAAUGUAUUUCAUCAAGCCAGACUUCAGCAAGCUGUUGGAGUUCAGGAUCUGGAUCGAAGCUGCCAUUCAGAUAUUUUAUUCCAUCGGAGCAUUCGGAGGCGGAAAUAUCAUGUUUGCAAGUUACAGCAAGUUUCAUAACAACUGCCAGAGGGACACCAUUCUUAUCGUGAUAAUUAAUUGCCUGACGAGCAUUUACGGUGGAUUCGCCGUAUUCGCUGUUGUCGGUCACAUGGCCCAUAGGACGGGGAUACCUGUUGACAAAGUCCUCAAGUCAGGGCCAGGCCUGGCUUUCAUCGUCUACCCCGAAGCCUUGUCCAAGCUUCCUCUGCCGCAGCUCUGGAGUGUUCUCUUCUUUCUCAUGUUGACGACACUUGCGAUUGGAACGCAGAUCGGGCAUUUCCAGACAGUAGUCUCCUGUGUGACGGAUGCGUUUCCGCAUCUUCGAAGCAAACGCAUUUGGAUAUUACUAGCACAUGUUCUCUUUGGUUCCAUGUUUGGGUUGAUAUUUUGUUCUCGGGGUGGGAUGUACUGGUUCCAGCUAGUAGACUGGUAUGGAAUAACGACGGGAACAUUUGUGAUGAUGAUACUAGGUACCCUUGGUCUGUCGUGGCUGUACGGUUUAAAUCGCCUCUACAAAGACACUGAAAUGAUGAUUGGAAAGAAACCCUUCUUUGUUUUUAAAAUUUUCUGGGGUGUUUUGACGCCAGCCUAUACACUAACCAUUUUUAUCUAUAUAUUGUCGGGGUUCAGUAGACCAACGUACGGGAGUUACGUGUACCCAAACUGGGCCAUUGUCAUCGCCUGCCUCAUCCCCAUGGCUAGUAUCAUCCAACUGCCUGCAUUUGCUGUGGUGGGAAUAGUCAGGGAAAAAGGAAGACUUCUAAAGCGUCUGCGAGUGCUCACCAGUCCGAACAAAAUCUGGGGCCCGCAAGCAUCAGCGUAUUAUGAAGGGCAUCCGUGGACGAAACAAGAUGGACUGAAGGAGACUCUACCUCUGGCUGCUGUGGCAGAGAACGGCACUUUCAUGAAACCUCAGCCAUUUGUGUGAUGAGCUUUUCGCCAGAACCAGUAUGAUGAAAUAAACAACUGUUCGAUAAGAUAUUGAACUUUGCAUAAAAAGUGUCCAAGUAUAAAUUGGAAUUGCUAUCGGAAAAUAUCCACUGUACAACCACAGGUUUCUUUUACUUUCUUGCCAGUCCUGUACCUUUGCAAUUGUACAUGUAUCU
Molecule: messenger RNA, 1929 nt
Organism: Lineus longissimus
Lineage: Eukaryota; Metazoa; Nemertea; Pilidiophora; Heteronemertea; Lineidae
Product: sodium-dependent proline transporter-like
Exons: 12
Coding region: 66-1751 (561 amino acids)
Biological process (GO): sodium ion transmembrane transport
Cellular component (GO): plasma membrane
Source: RefSeq, a predicted model, not a curated record